Molecule: messenger RNA, 6008 nt
Organism: Aquila chrysaetos chrysaetos
Lineage: Eukaryota; Metazoa; Chordata; Aves; Accipitriformes; Accipitridae
Gene: MAPRE2
Product: microtubule associated protein RP/EB family member 2
Exons: 7
Coding region: 2259-3110 (283 amino acids)
Biological process (GO): spindle assembly; regulation of microtubule polymerization or depolymerization; protein localization to microtubule plus-end
Cellular component (GO): cytoplasmic microtubule; spindle midzone; microtubule organizing center
Molecular function (GO): microtubule plus-end binding
Source: RefSeq, a predicted model, not a curated record
UUUCUGUGUAACAAUUUAUCAUUACAGGUUAGAACUGUGGGCUAAUUUAGGCGGGCACAAGCCAGUACUCUCUAAUAGACAUGCAGAUACCUCAUUUGUACUUCCUGUAGAUAACAUGCAAAUCUGGAUCUCCUAAGUCUUCUGUUCUUAAUUUACUAAAUGAAAUUUUUAUUCAUGGUGUAUACUGUCAGAAAUUAGGCUGAUUCUGAUGCAGCCUAAUUAAGUACGCUCAUGGUUAUAUCCAUCUUACUGAAUCUACUCGUGCUGGGAAUAAAGUAUGUCUAUGUAGCUUAAUGAACUGGGGCUUCCUUGAACAAGCAAGAUGUGCCCAAGACCUAACAGAGUAACUUUUUUUUUAGCUCUUCCUGAUUCCCUUUAUUCACUCAUUUGAAAAUCUAAACACUGUUGGCCAGCUCCUUCAGGGAGAGCCUGUUUCUGCACAGGUUUCUGAUAAACAUGCACACUUGAGUGCUAGAAAUAGCUUUGAUUUUGCUUUACAGUGUGUAAAUAUGUUGCUUUGCAGAAUUUUGUUAAUCUUCCUCCUGAUAAAGGAAGCAGACUACAUUGAUCAGACUGCUGCUUUACAAAAGCUGUUUCUACCUUGUAACUGUUUGUUUGCCUGAAAUCUGGUUUUCUCAUUCUCUUUCCCAGUGGAAAAACUGCAUUUGUGACAAGAGUGUUCAUGAAACCCAUCUGAAGAGUGAAGUACAUGGGCCAAAAUUAUUAUACUUGCAUGGUGUUUGCUACAGUGUGAAGUUGUAGCUGAGGUGUAUUCUGAGAGCAGUGCAAGGAAUAUCACACAGAUUCCUUUACAAACUUGAACAGAGAUGUCAGAGAUGAGGGAUGCUCAUUGGCCACUCUAGGGUUAAAUGCAUUUUUCUUGAUCUCACUCCCUAUCCCCCCUGCAAAGUUAUCCAAGCACUGGGGACUUUCUGCAAUCAUUAAUUGUAUUUAUGCUUUGGCUAUGUCACAUACAAAGCUCCCCAAAACUGUGUUUCUUUUUUUAAUCUUCUGACAAAUGCAUCAGCAGAAGUCUCUAGUGUGGCCAUCACCUCUGUUUUCAGAGGCUGUGCAUUGGGUACUUCAUAUCAGCGUUAAAAUACUCAUAAUUUAUUUCCACAUUAGCUGCCUAAUAUAAAAUUCUGGCUCGAGCAUGCCUGAGGUGUUUCUAACAACAUAUUUUGGGCUUUUAGGGGAUUUCACUCUCGGGUGUUAUAAAUUAUGCUGCAUGGCCUUUUUACUGCAAUAAGUGAGGCCUAGAGCAAGUAAGGAGAGAGGAACUGAAAACAAAAGCUCUGAAGAGGGAGGAGCAACCAGAUUUUGGAGAACGACGUUUAGGCCUGUUGGAGUGCUCACUGGUGUUCGCUCUACCCGGUUCACCACAGCAGAAAUCAAAGGACUGGAAUGCAUGUGCUGGGGUAGGGUGAUGCCUUUUUCAUCUUCGGCACAUCUGGGACUUGCUGUAUUCUCCAGGGGAGGCGUGGGAUCACCUUGUAGCCAAAGUUGGGUGGCAGGCUAACGUGGCACGGGAGCGGGUUGCCCUGAGAGGAUGUGACAUCUCCAUCCUUGGAGAUAUUUAAGAUUUGGCUAGACUGUGAUCAUGUCACCAAACAUGACCUGAUCUUGUGCUGGUCAUGAUCCUGCUCCGAGCGAGAGAUUGGACUGGACAACCUCCAUAGGUCCCUUCCAGUCAUAGCUUCUGGGGUUCUCAGUGCUUGAAGAUCUAUUACAUCAGGUUUUGUAAUUCAAUCCUUCAGCAUUAAUUGCUUUCCUGGCUCUUUGCUUUGCUUAGUCUGCAUAUCACUUGUGAGUACUAGAUUUCAGUACUUUCAAUGUACCAUAGGUGGGGCUUUUAUAUCAGCACCAGGCUGACCUUUUAUUCUUCAAGCUGCUUUUCUAUUUGUAUGCGUACUGCGUGUAAAAUCUAUAAAGGCAGCACAAAUACACAGGCAAUAACAGCAACAGGUUCCUCUUGUUCUGUGUCCCUGGAUCCACAUCCAAGACCUCUUUGCUCAGAACGAUGGAAGUGGGAAGAAGAUGCUGGUGGCUUCCUGCACGUAAAGAUAGAGUCAUGUUUGUGGGCCAUGCAGUGCUCAGAAACAGAGAUGUAAGUGGAGGGAGUGCCAUGCAUGUGGAAUCCGUAUUGUGCACUGUGCCCCCCAGGCUGUGCUAGAUCAAUCGAAGAAGCGUGUGCUUUUUGAAAACCAGCACCAAGCUUCUCUUGCUGAGGCCUGGCUCAGCCUCUGUAAAGUUGGGGAAUGGCGGUCAACGUGUACUCUACCUCUAUAACCCAAGAGACUAUGAGCAGACAUGACAUCAUCGCAUGGGUUAAUGAUAUAUUAGCUUUAAACUACACAAAAGUCGAACAACUCUGUUCAGGAGCAGCUUACUGCCAGUUCAUGGACAUGUUGUUCCCAGGGUGCAUUAGCUUGAAGAAAGUAAAGUUUCAAGCAAAGCUGGAGCAUGAAUACAUUCACAACUUCAAACUUCUGCAGGCAUCAUUUAAAAGAAUGAAUGUGGAUAAGGUAAUUCCCGUGGAAAAACUGGUCAAAGGGCGCUUCCAAGACAACUUAGAUUUCAUUCAAUGGUUUAAGAAGUUCUUCGAUGCUAACUAUGAUGGGAAGGAGUAUGAUCCUGUGGAAGCUCGACAAGGCCAAGAUGCUCUUCCCCCACCGGAUCCUGGUGAACAGAUCUUCAACCUGCCCAAAAAGUCUCACCAUGCAAACUCUCCAACUGCAGGUGCUGCUAAAUCCAGUCCAGCUUCUAAACCAGGAUCAACACCGUCUCGCCCAUCUUCAGCAAAAAAAGCUGCACCAAGCAGCUCAGCAUCCAAAUCAGAUAAAGAUUUGGAAACUCAAGUCAUACAGCUCAGUGAACAGGUACAUUCAUUAAAACUUGCACUUGAAGGCGUGGAGAAGGAAAGGGAUUUCUACUUUGGCAAAUUAAGGGAGAUUGAACUUCUCUGCCAAGAACACGGGGGAGAGAAUAAUGACCUUGUCAAUCGGCUAAUGGAAGUCCUUUAUGCUUCAGAAGAACAUGAGAGCCACACAGAAGAGCAUGAAGGUGAAGAGCAAGUCCAUGAACAGCCCCAGCAGCAGGAGGAGUACUGACUCACCCAGCGUCUCUGACAAUUUUCAUUUUGUGUGAGAACUUUCUUCUGGAGAAUGGAACAUGUGCGGCCUCAAACUUGAAAUCAGUUCACUCCCAGUCUGCCAUUAACAUUUAUGUACCAUAGUGAGUGCCAGCCAACCACUGCAUUCUGUACCCAUACUUUGCCAAGAUGCAUUUGCAGACGUCUUCUUUCAGUGUAUCUUCCCAAGAGGUUGUAGGGCUACAUCACCUACUGUACAUCACUGCAACUUCACCACUUGGCUGCUUGAGAUUUGUUCUGCUCUUUAAAAAAAUAUAUAUAUUUAUUUUUUUUUCCUUUUUCGUCUUAAGUAUGAUACACUUGUAACUUGUUCUAACAUAUUUAUAUUGGCAUUUUGUGUGGCAAGAAGUACCGUACCACUAGCUGUGUCUCUCACUUUGUGGUGCUUUCGCGUUUUCUAGUACAUCUGCCUUGGGGCAUCAAUUCGGUUGAACAAUUGGAAGAAAGGGGUACAGUGGAAGUCAUACUCAAGCCAUAACGAUGAGGUGUGUUGUGGAGGAAAAUGCUCGUGUUGCUCACAUUUAUUCCUUUCCUGCCUUCACAAAAUGGAAGGCAGAGCAUCUGUUUCACUAGGAGAGAUUUAAACCCCUGUUAGAAAGCUUGUUAGAAAGCUGCAUGGUAUGUUUUUUGGCUUAUUUCUGGAGGAACAGACAUCCACUUAAGUUUUUUGAAAACCCUCCCAGUUUCCUGGCUAGUCAAUAGACAUUUCCCAGCUUCUCUUCCUUCCUGAGGAAUCCAGUCCCAGCCUCCAGCUGCAGCUCUGCCUCCGCAGAGCUCAGUGCUGAUGGAGGAGAGAAAUCUCUUUGACACAAGUGUAGCUGCAGGACACAAUCUCUGCUGUCUUACUUGGUUUCCCACCCCUCAGAAGAGGACAAAGUAGGCCAGCCAUUUCUUUUUGCUGUCCUUCCCCCCUCUGCUGCCCUGGCCAUGCAAGUAUGGAAGAUGGAAAAUUUCCACAGUAGUGCAAGGCAUGGGAAAAAAACAGCAACAGCACUAGCCCUGAACCUCCCCGAACUCCCUUUCAGUGGGUGGUGGACACCUCACGGGUGUUGAGGCUGCUUCUGAAGCACGGAGAGGCAGUGAGGAGUCCUUCUGGAAAGGGAGCACAUAUCAGAGGGGGACCAGCUGACCGAGGGGCACAGAGCCGGUUCUGCACUUGGCUGACCUUCCUUUGGUGAGGCUGGUGUGGUGCAGAACCAUGUCUGCCCUGGAGAAGUCUGCAGUGAGAGCGUUCCCUUCCCGUGUGGUCCCAUUCCCCUGUUCUAAAUGAUGGUAUUUUAUAAACAGAGGUAUCUUGAAGUAUAUAAAGCAUUCCUUAUUUUUCUUGUAAAACUGCGCAUUGUAGUCUCUGAAUAUUUAAUGCUUGGUAUUCCUGGUCUCUCACUUGAUUUUCUUAAUUCUGGAUUGUUACACUGAUUAGCAGGUACGUGGAAGUCCCACCCCAAUCGGCAGUCACUGAAAAACUCCAAAGCCUGUUGAACAGCUAAAUCAUCUUAGACCUUCGUAGGCUCCUAAAGCAUAAAUUCCCAGCUUAUGCUUCCAUAGAAAGGUUUUUUCAAUUAAUCAACCCCCAGCACACACACACAUUCAUGCGCAGUUUUCUGUUCCUAAUCAAUCUUUUGCAGCUAAGUGGCUCUUAGUUAAAUGUGAGAUCCCUGCUGUUGUGUUGCACCACAGACAAUAUAUAAAAUACUGUUAAGCACUAGAACAGGUAUUUCCAGUUCCUUCAUCGCUCCUGCUGCUCAGCAGAAGAGUUUCUGGACCCUGCGGGCUGAAGGUUUCCCAGCCCUGCCUCCAGCAUUGACCUCACGUCCUACCUGGUGAUGAAGUGAAAGUACUGCAACCUGCGGGCCAGCGCUUUCCCAUUUUGAUUGGUUAUGAAUAAGGUCUGGUUUAUAAAAAUGUGUAUAGUCCAAAAUGAGUAUUUCCAAGAAUCACCACAAAUGGGGGAAUUGUCACUUUCGUUGUAUUUGUGUUUAUUAGAACAUAUGUACUUAUUACAAUUGUCAUUGUAAUAAACGGUAGUUCUUCAUAAUACUGUUGAACCGAAGAGCAGUUACUAAUUUUUUCCAGUCUCCAGAAUGUCCUUUACGCCUGUAUGGGAUUUCUGAUGGGGCAAGGAGUUUUGGGAUCCAAGCUAUAAACUUAAUGUCAUCAGCACCAGUCUCUGCUUACUGCAGUUCAUCCUUCUGCCCAUACUCGAGCAGAUGCAUGGAGAGCACUUCAAGAGAAAAUGUUUUUCUAAAGGUGCAAGUGGUCGGGUUGCUGAGCUCCCCGGAGGGUUCAUAGCCAGGCUGUUGUGCCUCUCUCCUUUCCUCUCUUUGAAGCACAUUUAAAAAAAAUUUUAAAAAGCUGAAUUUCAUUUCCUGAAAAUUCCUUAUAUCCUAUUUCUGGUCUGAGGACUGUAACCCUCUCACGGCUUGUAUCAAGGGGGGGGUGACUGACCGAGGGAGCUGGGGCGGUAAAGUACCUUGUGGGCACUAGAAAUUGGCUGUGCUGAGGGGAGAGCGAUGCUCUGAAAGGGGAACGAGUUGUCCUUCUCCCCUUACCCCCUGUGAGUAACCCAUUCUUCCGUUAUGGUUUUAAUAUGCAUUUGUAAUUACCUUUACUAAAUAGCACACCAUAAAGCUUUGGUUAUAUAUUAAAUGUAAACUGAAAGGAAUGUAAACAUAUGUAUUGUUAAUUAUAAAUAGAUAAGUAAUGACAUAAUAGAUACAAAAAGUCUUAUUCAGAUGUAUCAGUCAUUUCACAUUAUCCACAGAUUGUCGCAUGGUAGAGUAGCUUUUUGUCUGAAUAUGUGAAUAACUUGACUUGCGUUUAUCUUUUUACAUAUUUAAUAAAAAAAUAUAUGUUAAAA